Labrus bergylta (ballan wrasse) is the source of this 1679-nucleotide messenger RNA. RefSeq names its product LIM homeobox 6b (gene lhx6b). Gene Ontology annotation, cellular component: nucleus. Gene Ontology annotation, molecular function: DNA-binding transcription factor activity, RNA polymerase II-specific; RNA polymerase II transcription regulatory region sequence-specific DNA binding. Gene Ontology annotation, biological process: regulation of transcription by RNA polymerase II; forebrain neuron development; neuron differentiation. NCBI's taxonomy places the organism in Eukaryota, Metazoa, Chordata, Actinopteri, Labriformes, Labridae. The record is from RefSeq and is a predicted model, not a curated record.
AAUUCUAAUUGCAUCAAACUGUCUUUUGUUGCCAGGGUUUAAAUGCAGGAGAAACUGUUCUUCGUUGUUUUGGACCGGAUAUAGUGUGGGUUGGGGCAGAGAUGCGUAAUGCGCAGCGAGAGCUCCAUCUUCUCUCCAAAUAGGCAGCGUUCAAGACCCGAAAAUGUCGAAGACGGAGGUGAAGAAGGAGUCCGGGGAGAGCAGUCCAUCGGAGGCCGCCUGUCUCUGCUCUCCUACUGCGGCCAAGAACCAGUGCGCGAGCUGCGGCCUGGAGAUCCACGACCGCUACCUGCUUAAGGUGAAUAACCUGAACUGGCACCUGGGCUGUUUGGAGUGUUCAGUGUGCAGAGCGUCUCUGCGCCAACACAACAGCUGCUACGUCAAAAACAAAGAAAUCUACUGCAAACUGGAUUAUUUCAGUAGGUUUGGCACCAAGUGUGGUCAGUGCGGCCGGCAGGUGUUCGCCAGCGACUGGGUGCGACGGGCUCGAGGCAGCGUGUACCACCUGGCCUGUUUUGCCUGUUUCUCUUGUAAGAGGCAGCUGUCCACCGGGGAGGAGUUUGGCCUGGUGGAGGGCAGGGUACUCUGCCGCAGCCACUACGACGUCAUGCUGGAUAACCUGCGCAGGGCUGCAGAGAAUGGGACAGGACUAACUUUGGAGGGAGCGCUACCCUCUGAUCAGGACUGCCAACCAAAACCUGCAAAGAGGGCACGGACUUCUUUCACAGCUGAGCAGCUGCAGGUGAUGCAGUCUCAGUUCGCUCAGGACAACAACCCUGACGCUCAGACGCUCCAGAAGCUGGCAGAGAUGACGGGACUGAGCAGGAGAGUCAUACAGGUUUGGUUUCAGAACUGCCGAGCGCGACACAAAAAGCAGCCUCAUCAGAGCAGCUUCUCCCAGAGUGCUCCGCUGUCCAGGAUGCCUCCAUCGCUGCCAGACGACAUCCACUAUUCACCGUUCAGCAGCCCAGACCGACCACAUCUACUCGCCCUGCAUGGAUACCUGGACGCUCAUCCCUUCUCUGUUCUCGCUGCUCCGGGCCACCUGACCCACCCGUCCAUCCAGUUACCACAACUCCCAAUCAGCCGCUGACCUCCAACGUCGACUCUCUCCUCAUCACUGCUCUGAUGUUGUGAAGUAAAAAUCCAUGUGGGACGUACUUUCAGUAAUCUGCUCUGCUUUGGAAGUUGAGUCCCCGGCAAACAGCAGAGGCCUUGACGUUUCUGUUUUAAAUCAAGCUGGAUUCUUUGCCUUGAGACUGCUGAGCUGAACUUUAAAGACAGCAAACUGUGGAGGAAUUCUCGCCUCCAGGACAAGCUGGGAGUUUUUUUUUUUUCAUGAUGCAGAGAAGGAGACCACUUAUUUAAUUUUCCUCUUUUGAUGGGACACAAAACAUUGCAUCAGGUCAGAAUUGUUUUCCUUUGUUUACCCGCCAAUGCAUGGUAUUUUAUUGUGCUGCUGCAAUAGGAGCUUUUAAAAAGAAGAAGAAAAGGAGUGUUGUAGGACUUUUAACAGUAAAACCUCAGCAUUUUGUGUAUCGUGAUAAGCAAAUUGCAGCUUUGCUGUUUGUUGUUGUGUUGUUGUCAGAAAAUUGAAUUUCUUAUUUAUUCAGAACAAAGCUUCACUUUGAAAAAAGCACUUUUAAAUGUGUUUAAACGUGGAAUGAACAGUGAUUGUA